Molecule: messenger RNA, 903 nt
Organism: Oikopleura dioica
Lineage: Eukaryota; Metazoa; Chordata; Appendicularia; Copelata; Oikopleuridae
Source: the annotation of a GenBank genome assembly
AUGAAGCUCUUUUCCUUGAUCGCCGGCGCAACUGCUUCUUACUACACCACUGAGUCCUAUAUCCCCAGUACAGAACUCCCUAUCACUUCAACUACGUACAUAACACACACUACAAACGGUGAACCGAUUGCAACCGAUUGCGGCGGCCGCAUCACUGAGCUUCAAAAAUUUUCGUCUCCAGACGCCGGUGAUGGCACCUAUCCCAACAGAGCUCAUUGCACCUGGACCAUCGAUAUCCGAGGAGUUCCCGGUUUCUUCAUCAAGGCCAAUCGAUUCGUUGUUGAGUAUGCUACCAACUGCGUGUUUGACUACGUGAAGGUAGUCGCCAACGGAGAAGAGAGGAACUUCUGCGGCCCUAAGCUUUUCAGGCGACGAAGACGCGAAGCCGGCAGGAAGGUCAAAGAGGGCGGCAAAAUGACUCCUGACCUCGUCAAUGCCUCGAACGACGGAUUCGAGGAUAUUUUUGUCCUAGGAGGCCAAGCCACAGUCAGUUUCUCCUCGGAUCACAUCAUUUCAAGAGGUAGUUUCGAAUUGGAGCUUGUUGAAGCUGAUCGACUUGACAUCAUCAAAUACCACUUUGGCAGAAUCGCCGCAUCCCUCCCAGAAGGCGCAUCUUGGACUGAACGAUACGUCAACCGAUUCUACAAAGUCUUCAACAAGGUUGUCGACGCUGACAACGGCGAAAACUGCUACGAAGAAAAUGGCUUCGGCUCUGAUGACUCCGCCGACGACGUCCAGGUCUUUGAUGAGAGCGACUUCUGCAAGCUCAACGGCCAAGUCAACGCCGCUCUCAACAGCUGGGCGCGAAACAACGCUUGCGAAGGACGAGGCAAGGUCCACCGACAGGUCAUCCGAGCCGCUCGAAAGGUCCGAAACUUCUACAACGACAAGAUGGGCUGCUAA